AUGUCGUUCUCUAUCCGCCUACUGCUCAUCAGCAUUUUUCUUACUUUCGCUACACUCAUUUCUGCGCAGUCGUCAUCUGGCGUUCCUUCAACCCCGGCACCUACAAGCAGCACCCCACCGCAAGGCAACGGAACUACUACGAGACCGCCAGAGGUUGCGCCAACUGGAUCUUCGCCCCCAGAUGUGCUUCUCCGCGUCCCUGAACUGCACGUUGGAAGGAUUGAACUAGGUGUCGAGAAGCUUCAGGCAGAUCUUAACCUCAACGCCAAGGUCGCCGGUCUCGUUCAGAUCAAUGCUGGUGUCCAGGUCGCCGUGGAGAAGGUCAACAUCACUAUUGCUGAUGUAGAUGUUGAACUCGAGUUGAUUGUACGAUUGGGCAACCUGGUCUCUAUCGUUGAGCGUGUCUUUGACUCUUUGGACCUGAACCCUCUCCUGAUCGGUUUGAUCGGAAACGUCACCAACUUGGUCGGAGAAGUGAUCGGUGCAGUCGACGGCCUUCUUGGAUCGAUUACGCAAAACGGAAAGACGCUCAACUUCUUGGUCGACAACCUCGGUAACAUCGUCCAAGAGGUCGUGGGAAGCGGCGGAGACGCCCUCCAGCAGAUUGUCGGAAACUUCAAGCUCAACAUGACCGAAGUCGCUGGAAGCGCAAAGCAGGUUGGCCAGGGAAUGACACAGAAGACCUUCAACUACGAGCCUCUCAACGCGCUCGUCGACAUCGUGACAAACACCGCUGGUCAAGUUGUAUCCGCGGUCGUCCAGAAGAAGAACGGUGGUGGUGGUGGCAGUGGCGGCGGCUCAUCGUCAACAGCUUCGGCUUCCGGUACUCCCAUGCCGGUUAGCCUGCCUGUCGCCUCAGCUACUAGCUCUGCGUAG
This is a messenger RNA of Alternaria novae-zelandiae, 876 nucleotides long. RefSeq lists its product as uncharacterized. NCBI's taxonomy places the organism in Eukaryota, Fungi, Ascomycota, Dothideomycetes, Pleosporales, Pleosporaceae. The record is from RefSeq and is a predicted model, not a curated record. The transcript is spliced from 3 exons. The coding region runs from base 1 to 876 and encodes 291 amino acids.